Prunus avium (sweet cherry) is the source of this 1462-nucleotide messenger RNA. The record is from RefSeq and is a predicted model, not a curated record. NCBI's taxonomy places the organism in Eukaryota, Viridiplantae, Streptophyta, Magnoliopsida, Rosales, Rosaceae.
AUUGAAGGCGGUUUGUCAAAGAAUUCUAGUAAUGAGGAUGAUAAGGUCACAGAAAAUAAGAGGAAGAAAAGCGUUCGGGAGACAGCUCAUCUAGGAAAUUCGAAGGAGAAAAACAAGAUCAUCGACUAUGAUUCUCAACUCAGGAAAAUGCAGACUGAUUCUUAUCAGAAAUGUGAUAUGUAUUUUGGUAAGUGGGUAAGAGAUGAUUCAAAGCCAUAUUAUCCUGGAGGUUCUUGCCCAUACAUUGAUAGGGAUUUUAAUUGUCACCUAAAUGGGAGGCCAGAUAAUGCUUUUAUAAAAUGGAAAUGGCAGCCAAAUGAGUGUGACAUCCCAAGCCUGAAUGCAACCGAUUUUCUGGAGAGGUUGAGAGGAAGAAAGAGGUUGGUGUUUGUGGGGGAUUCACCGAAUAGGAACAUGUGGGAGUCUCUGGUGUGUAUUCUUCGCAACAGCCUUCGAUACAAGAGAAGAGUUCAUGAGAUUUCGGGAAAGAGUGAAUUUAAAAAGAAGGGCUUUUAUUUUAUGCAUUCAGAGUUGAGGCAAGAUUAUAAUUGUUCAGUGGAUUUUGUUGCUUCUCCAUUCCUUGUUAGGGAAUCAUCGUUCACUGGUCGAAAUGGUUCAUUUGAGACAUUAAGAUUGGAUUUGAUGGACCGGACAACUUCUAUGUAUCAUGAUGCUGAUGUGAUCGUUUUUAACACUGGCCAUUGGUGGACUCAUGAGAAAACAUCUAAAGGGGAAGACUAUUACCAAGAAGGCAACUAUGUGCAUCCCAGACUGAAGGUUCUCGAAGCAUACAAGAGGGCUCUCACCACUUGGGCUAGGUGGGUUGACAAGAACAUUGAUGUCAAGAGGACUCAGGUUUUCUUCAGAGGAUAUUCAGUUACCCAUUUCAGCGGAGGGCAAUGGAACUCAGGUGGGCAGUGCCACAAAGAAGCAGAGCCAAUCUUUAAUGAGACUUAUUUAGGGAAUUACCCUUCAAAGAUGAGAGCCCUAGAGCAUGUACUUCAAGAAAUGAAAACUCCAGUGACAUAUCUAAACAUAAGCAAGCUUACAGAUUACAGAAAAGACGGACACCCUUCCAUUUACAGAAUGAAAUACAAGACAGUAGAAGAACAGAUUACUGCAGAGCAAUCUCAGGAUUGCAGCCAUUGGUGUUUGCCUGGGGUUCCAGAUACUUGGAAUGAAUUGCUAUAUGUUUCUCUUUUGAAGGCCGGAAGGGCAUCGGUGGGAAGCUGAACAAACUUAUACAGAAGCUGUGUCUACCUAAUCAUUUGUUAUUCUUUUUACUGUCUCGGCUUAACUUUUGUGAGUUUCUCAAGUAGCCUUACAUGCUGAUUCAGAUGAUGCAUGUAUGCAGAGUGGGUGGGCAGCUGUUUUUACGUUCAAAAGAUAUACACAAUACCAUUUCAUUGAUACUUGAAUUUUUUUUGAAUUGAUGUUAUGGAUUGAUCCGGGUUGACAAGAA